UGAUAGCGGGAAACAACGAAACAGUGUAACAUGGAAGCCGAAGAUAUUGAACCGGAUGGAAUGAUUUUUCCAUCAAAAUCAAAGAAACAGAGAAACCUUGUUUUAUUGGAUUCGGACGAUGAAUUAUCAGAAGAGCAAACAAAUAAACUGUGUGAUCAAAACUCCGUCAGAAGUACAUCAUCUUCACAUGAACAAGAAUUUGACAACGUUAAUUCAUCAGGUGAAAAAAAUUCAAAAAAAAAAAUUAAGACGUUCAAGGAUUAAGCCAUUGUGGCUUUCAGAAGAAAGUGACAGUAGUAGUAAUGACAACAGUUCAUCUUGUUUGUCAAAGAAAGAUAACACUCAGAAUAGAGUUUCAAAGAAAAAGUUAACUAGUGACUCGGAUGGCGAUAGCACAAAUUACCACGAAAAUUUGAAGAAAAAAAGUUCUCAACUAAGCUCAGAAUGGUGUUCCGGAAACGAAAGUGAUGCUAGUUGUGAAGGAGAGGAUUCGGGAAAGAAUCUAAACAACAUUUCCAAAUCAUUUAUUAACAAGAAUGUGAAAAAGAAACCCAAUGAGGAAAUGCAGGAAAUACAAAGGGAGUCUCAGCGGAUGGUACGGGAAUCGUCUGUUUGUCUGCCCUACCACAAACCAAAACAAAGAAGUCUUAUCGAAUUCCUCAAUCGCAAAAGACUAAGCGUGGUUGGCACGGUUACACCGAGGCCUAAGGAUGUGGAUUCUGUUGUACAAGUACUAGAAGAUCGUGUUAAAGAAAUUGAAGAGUUUUUCAAAUCUGAAUCAGAGGAAUCUCAGUCCGAUAAUGAAAUUGGGGACAAAUUUGCGAGCCUUCCUCGUCAAAGAGAUCAAAUGCAUCAACACGAACAACAUGAAUGUACACCAGCCGAUCCUAUUCAGGCUCCCGCUUGCUCCAGCGAGAUUUCCGACUCUACAGAUCAAAUUCCUUUUGAAACUGAAAAAGUCAAAAUUGCAGCUGUGCAAGGUACUGCAGAUUCCGAAGCAGUCUUGCCAGAGGAGGAAACAGAAACAGUUAGAAACACCAUCCUUCAACAGGAUAACUCUUGUUUAAAAAAUUCCAUAGAAAAAACUCUUGUCCCAUUAAAAGACGAUGGUCUCAAGAGCUUACAUGGAUGUAUGUUGGAUGUACGUGCUGAUCCCUGUCACGACGAUCCCAUGUCUUACAAAGAGAAGGUGGAAAACGUUAAGCGGCUGUCAAUAGCCAAAAUAAGCAAACCUACGUUGCUUGGUCGACCCGGUCAAGUACUCGAUUUCGAUCUCGAUACAACCUGUACGCCAGAUCUAAAAGCCAAUGUGAAUGAUCUGAUAAAGCGGUUUGUCCAGCAAGUCACAAGUACUAAGAAAUCACCGCAGAAGAAAGACCGCCAGAUCAGCAUCGUUCACAAAGUUAUGAAUGCGGAUGGCCAAAUUGAAUUAAAAAGGGAUGUACUAAACGUUCCUGUCGAUAGUAAUUCGUCGGAGCGCGCAUCUGUAGUUCGUCGUCAAUUUCUGAAAGACUCUUUGCGUCAAUCUAUAUCAGCAAAACGGGCUGUUGAUCGUAUAAAAAAAAUAGAAAAUCAACAAGUUCAGGAUGAAGAUUUCCCGUUAGAUGAUAAGCUUGACAGUGAACCAGAAGAAGAAAUAUUAUCAGAUCAUUCAGAUACGGAAUCAGAAGAAGAAGACGGAUAUAACUUUGAGCGCACUAAAAAAAGAAAGAAAAAGAAAAGUACAUUUGUUGAGGAGGAGGCUGAAGACAGUGACCAAGACGAAGAAGAUUCCAUUGGCUACGAGGAAAACGACGAAACCAAAGAUACAUCAACAGUACCAACGUCUAACCAGUCUAACGAUCAAAAUAAUGGCUUUGAACGUCCGCUCAACUUCGAAGUGGAGGCAAAAAAGCUCGACUCGUGUUUAGAGCAGAGUACAGCUAUCCUAAGAUCGGAUAUGAAUCCUGGCUUGAAAGGAAUCGGGUGUUCUAGUUCAUUUGAGGAUCUUACUCCAAACCUGGACAUGAGUGAUAGUUCUGAAGAAGAAGAUAUUAUUCCGAAGUUAAAGUGUUCACAAAACAAUGAAACUUCAAACGUCGAAGAACUAUUGGCCCUCUGCUCGGGAAAAUUCCCUGAUUCAUUUUCUGGAAGAGACACGCAAAUAAGCAGUUUGACCGAAAAUGCUGAUGACGAUUCUGAUGAAGAAGUCAAGCCUUUCGCAAGAAUAAUUCCAAUUGCAGACGAUGAUGAUGAAGAUGGCUCUAUUAGCGCUCACCCAAAGUUCGUUUCUGAAAAUGACGCCGAUGAACCUGGAACUGUGCCUUCUUUUUUGGAGGAUGAUGAAAAAUCGAUGUCAAAGGUGAAGAAAAGGGCCCGCGUUUGUCUGUCAGAUGACGAAGAUGAAAAUAUCGAUGAAGACCAUUCGCUUGUCGAAGAAGAGGAAAUGCAUGAAGAGGAACGAGAAUUUAGAGGUUUGACUGAGUUCUUUGAAGACGAGGCCGAACUGUCCGGUUCCGAAAUUGGGAGUGGUGACGAACGAGAAGACGAAAUGGAUGACUGGGAGGAGGAGGAAGGCGAUAAGGAGGAUAUUGAUGAAAACGAAGUUCGUGAGCAAGUUGGAAGAGCUCAUAUGAAGACAAUGCUUGAUCAAGAUCAACGUGAUGUACGACUUUUUCAAGAGCUUUUUCUCGAAGACGGUGAUUUGCAUUCUGAUGGCGGUGGAAGGCAAAGACAAUUUCGGUGGAAACAGGCCGAUGGUGAAGACACCGAGGGAGACAAUGCCCGUCCAAAAAGUCAAGAAGAUGAAGAAGAUGAAGCCGCCGACGAACAGGAUGAUCUCACGUGGAGAAAAAUUCGCAGUGAUAGAGAAAAAUGGCUCCAGCAACAAAAGUCGCAACAGGAAACGAAUAAAGAAGUGCCAUUGCUUAUGAGCCGGAAGGCUAAAAUGGUAAAAAUCAACACUGCUUCCAAAACCAUUAAUCAAGUUGCAGAAGGCGAACCCUCCACAGCGACUGCCAACGCCAAGCAAUCAACAUAUUCUAAGUCGAACAUUGUGUCCACUGUGAGACGCGGGUCUUUUUUACGCAGAAGUGAAAAGGAUUUAUCAGAACUGGCAUCGUUAACAAAAUCCGUGUUGCCGGUUCAGGCACCAAGAGUGGGUUCCAAUUUUGUAUUUGCAUCGAUUACUCCGGAGAGGCCAGUCGCCGAGCCAAAAAGGAAACUCAAACAAGAUGAUUCUAAAUGCGAUUCGUCCAAGCAAAAUCCAGUACCAGCUAAGAAAGCUAAAAUGUCUCUGAGUGCAAAGAGUAUUUUCUCCUACUUUUAAACGCUAUUUUUUAUGUAUAUGUUUGAUUCAAUUUUCAACCCAAGUGCGUGUACACGAAUUUCGAGAAUUUUAUCUCAAUUUUCACUCUAUGAAUACAAUCUAGAUUUCA
Molecule: messenger RNA, 3416 nt
Organism: Daphnia carinata
Lineage: Eukaryota; Metazoa; Arthropoda; Branchiopoda; Diplostraca; Daphniidae
Product: claspin-like
Exons: 14
Coding region: 119-3307 (1062 amino acids)
Biological process (GO): mitotic DNA replication checkpoint signaling; mitotic G2 DNA damage checkpoint signaling; activation of protein kinase activity
Molecular function (GO): anaphase-promoting complex binding
Source: RefSeq, a predicted model, not a curated record